AUGAAGAAUUUUAUCUUAAUCCUUGUUCUUGUUCUUGUGUCUUUCGGAACCUUCGGAGCUUUUGCUGUUCUACCUGCACCAGCUCGCGCAAGUCCUCUUAUAACUAUUAAGACUGAAACUUGUCUAGUUGAAUGUACAAAUGGUACAUGUUGUACGGAGAAGGACUAUUAUUGCUGUAAAGAUGAUUUUGGAGGGUGUUGUCCUCAUGGAAAAUCUUGUACUCCCGUUCAGUGUGAAACUAAUGAGAAUCUGAAAUGGCAUUUUGCAUCAGGAGAAAAAUCAACUGAAAGAGCAAAACUUUUGGCUAA
Messenger RNA from Entrophospora candida, 308 nucleotides. Lineage: Eukaryota; Fungi; Glomeromycota; Glomeromycetes; Entrophosporales; Entrophosporaceae. The record is from the annotation of a GenBank genome assembly.